Colletotrichum gloeosporioides is the source of this 2124-nucleotide messenger RNA. Its product is annotated as Extracellular metalloproteinase MEP. Gene Ontology annotation, molecular function: zinc ion binding; metalloendopeptidase activity; acyltransferase activity, transferring groups other than amino-acyl groups. NCBI's taxonomy places the organism in Eukaryota, Fungi, Ascomycota, Sordariomycetes, Glomerellales, Glomerellaceae. The coding region runs from base 1 to 2124 and encodes 707 amino acids. The transcript has 5 exons. The record is from RefSeq and is a predicted model, not a curated record.
AUGCUGUUGUUCGGCGCCUUGAUGCUCCUCGGUUUAGCAAGUCAGGCUGUGGCGCAUCCUGCUCAAGCAACACGGCAACUCAGCAAGAGAACGCAGCUACUCAACAGCUAUCGUUUCAACACAGUGUCUUCUUACAUCGCAGUUGAUGGUGCGACCUUCCCCGAGCCGAAAGCUACCACCGAAAGAAGACACAAACGCGCUGAUUACAUUGAAAUUGCGACGCUCAAACUCCGAGAAACUGUACCCCAAGCCGAAUUUCGGCUGGUGGACGACUCCUACGUUGGAAGCAACGGCGUGGCGCAUGUGCAUUUUCAACAAACCGUGGAUGGCAUUGACGUGGACAAUGCACAAUUUAAUGUGAAUUUGGCAUACGUUCAAGUCAACGGUUCCGUUGCGCUGGCAUGGAGAGUUGAGACCGACAUUGGGACUAACUGGCUCCACACGUACAUUGAUGCCACAACUGGUAAAGACAUCAGCGGUGUGGUUGACUACACAAAUACGGCUACGUAUGAGGUCUAUCCGUGGGGGGCCAUGAGCCCAGAUGAAUCAACGAGGCAAUCCGUUGCCAACCCGGAAGACACGGCUACUUCGCCCUUUGGCUGGCAUUCCGAUAAUACUCAAGAAUACACAAUACUCCACGGCAACAACGCCUUCGUCACCAUUUCAUCAGGCAACAACCCCAGCUCUCCUUCCCUGCUAUUUUCGUACCCCUACUCGCCAGCCACGACGGAUCCAGCAUCAUACGUAGAGGCAUCGGCCACCCAGGGAUUCUACAUCGUGAACAAAUUCCAUGAUAUCCUCUACAAGCUGGGCUUUGACGAAGAUGCUGGAAAUUUUCAAGCAAACAACAACGGCAAAGGUGGUGCUAGCGGUGACCCGCUCGAGCUUAUUGUGCAAGCAUCAGGAGGCUCAGCGCAGAUCUACGUGCCAGCUGAUGGAAGGAGUCCUCGCUUGUCAAUGGGUGUAUGGUCGGGUACACCUCGGCGCGACAGCAUGUUCGAUGCGACAAUUCUUUUGCACGAGUACAUGCACGGAGUUACAGGGCGUCUUGUGGGUGGUCCGGCUACCUCGGGUUGUCUUUCCGACAUGAACGGGCUUUCAAUCAACGAGGGAUACUCUGACUUCGUACCUACCCUCUUGCGCGUCAAGGAGGGUGAUACUAGGAGCAUGGAUUACACAAUCGCAGAUUGGGCAACCGGUCAGCCUAUUGGGCUAAGGUCUCACUAUGUCUCGACCAGUCUGGAGACGACGCCGCUGACAUAUUCGUCUUUGAACGAUCUGGUCAGCACGGGAGGCUUUGAUUUGGCUACUGUUUGGGCUUCGGUGCUGUACGAUGUUUUCUGGAACAUGGUGGACACCUAUGGAAUUGGAGACCCUAUGAUGGCUUCUGAAAUUCGAAUUCGUCUCGCUAAGUCUUCGGACGCUGACGCAAUCGGCAAGGUUCACAAUGAGGCCCUCAACCAGUUCCACGAGUUUUACCAAGCCUUUUAUGAGCAUCCGAUCGAGCAGAUAAUCCUAGUAAACACAAGGAGCGUGGUGCAAACCCCCAAAAACCAAUUCUACGUAGCGGUAGAUGAGUCGGACACUGUGGUCGGUUUCAUCAGGUACCACGUCGUGGAUGCGACGGGGCCAAGCGAUGCAACCACAACGGUGGAAGCGCACGAAACUCCCGCAGUCACAACUCCAGCUUCAAAUCUGUUCGCCGUCAAGGACCACAUGAAGGAGCUAUGGGAACGCUUUGGUCACCCUAGAGAGGACGAGAUGGAUGUGUGCUAUGAGAAGGCUGUGGACGGGAGAAAGCACAACUAUAUUAAGCAUAUCAUGGUUGACCCAAAAUAUCAGCGGAAGGGUAUCGGGGCCAAGCUUUUGCGAACGGUGACUGAUAUCAGUGAUGCUGAGAGAGUUCCAACUUUCCUUGUGGCAUCAGCAGAAGGCUAUGGUCUCUACAAGAGGCUUGGGUUUGAGGAUCUAGAAACUUGGACAAUUGACAACGGACGCUGGGCGAAGGAGAUAGUCCAGCAUGAACAUGAACUUGGUCUCACUGGGAAUGAGACGCUGAUUGAACGGUUCGCCGGCACACAAGAGGUUGAAAAGUACAUGAUGAGGUGGGAGACGAGGGAAUGA